Molecule: messenger RNA, 1941 nt
Organism: Olea europaea var. sylvestris
Lineage: Eukaryota; Viridiplantae; Streptophyta; Magnoliopsida; Lamiales; Oleaceae
Exons: 8
Coding region: 541-1053 (170 amino acids)
Source: RefSeq, a predicted model, not a curated record
GAAUCAAAUCCCUAAAUUGCUAAUAAUUUUAGAAUCACAACUUAUCAAUUUCAAUAGCCGAACCAACGUAAAUAUGCCCAUCAAUGAUGAAUUCCACUAAACUUCAAUUCACUUCGACCAUAAACCCGAACCCAUGGCCUCUGCAAGUCUAUCAGCUUGCAGCAUUCUAUGGCUUCUCUUCGUAUCACAUUCAUUCUUGCCAUCCGUUAGCUUCACCGAUGAACUCUGUUUAGUUAUUUUCGGUCUGCCUCAUUGCAGCUAUCACCAAGCUUGAUGGUGGAGAAAUCCCCAGAGUCCAAUGCAGGAACUAAUGUGAAAUGUGAGAGAGUUCAUAUUUAAGGCUUUCGCAGGCUUAAACAUUUGAGCAUGUUUGCCAUUUCUGUGAAGGUAAAAGUUUCAUAUGUAAAUCCAAGUGGCCGACCGCCGAAUGUCGAGAUCUGUUUCCACAGCAAUGUGUCCCUUGGGAUAGGGAUGUGUCCUCAAGGUCAGUGGGAGAGACUUACUAAUGGUUUAUAGGUUGGAUCAAUGUGACCAAAAUCAAUGUCACUCUUUGGUCACCAGCUCUUAGAUAUACGGAUGGGAGCUGCUUCUUCAGGAAGUCUCCAGGUGUCCCUUGAUGAAGAAUUUUUCUUAUACCGCAAGGUAUUUUUGGUCUUGGGGAUAAUGAUGAUAACUCUUGCUUCCUGGCUCAGCAAGUCUCUAGUAUUUUACUGUAGUAGUGCAACGUCAGUAGGAGUUCUUCUUGUGAUAUUGGUGAUUCUUUUCCAGGGAAUGAAGCUUCUUCCAACUGGUCGGAAGAGUUCUCUGGUCAGCUUAUGGGUUUUCCUUCUUGACUAUGUGCCAAGAUUGUUGCGUUCAGUACUUCUAGAGAUUGGAAUCUCUCAAGACAUGUACAAUCCUCUGGCAAUAUUUCUGCUUGGUUUCUUGCAAUUGCUGGAGCUUGGCUGGGUUAUUGGAUUGUUUGCAAACUUGUACUUACAGGGGAUGAAUCUAUUGAUAUUGGUGUAUCUCAUUUUGUUGUCUGGUCAAUUAGGAUUGUUGCUUCAGUGCUGAUCCUUCAGGUUUUGCGUUAGAUUUUUGAUUUCCAUUUGACGGAGUUUCAUUGAAUCUAUUUUUGGUGGGAAGUAAUGAAUGAUGCGUUUGUGCUUCAGAGGUCUUAUGAUCAAUUAUUUGCAGUGGAGGAUUUGGUAGGUGGAAUUUUUUUGUUUCUGCAGCUUUGAAGAAAUUGAGCAAACCAAAGGUCAUUCAUCUGGUUUACAAGUGAGUUCAAGUUAUAAUUCUCAUGCAAAAUAAUCCCUUUUUCUGGUUAAAUUUGGUUAUAACCCAAUGGCGUGAUAUUAUCCCCUCAAAGAAGUGUCUCCGGAAUUCACUCUUGCUACCUCUGUCAUAGUAGCAUAUAUAUAGUUGGGCAUCUGUCAUACAUUUAUUUUUUACUUUUCUAUGUUCCAAUGCUAUUAUUAGAUUUUUCUUUUUUCUUUGACAUGCAUAUAAUUUGAGGGACUCUUACAGAAAAUUGUGUAGAUUAGAGAUAAAUCUUGGAAAAUCUCUGGAUCCCUAUGCAUCAAAUAUUGAUGAAUCCUAUGUUAACAGACCUUUCAUCAAAUCUCCACAUACUCCUCUUCAAGGUUAGCUUUACUUUCAACAUGAAAUAUCUGCACUGAUGAAUUGAUUUGAUGAAUCUCUGAACUAACUUCUUUUUCAUCUUCCUCUUUUGCCCAUUUUUCGUCACUCUUAGGUUCAAGAGGGCGAACACUCCAUAUGACUACGCUUUUCACCAGCCAGAUUGUUCCCGACCAACACUUGACUAGGCUUAGCUAUUGACUUUCAGGAAGAACACAGUUCACUGAGAAGAAGUAUGUUUCGUCUAUAUAAUUCAAUUGAAAUUAACCUUUCUGUAAUCUACUGUAGUAGUAGGGAUCUAUGAAUUUUUGGUUUUCUUCU